AUGCACGACGCACACAAGGUUGUGAAUGGAUCCAAGCACUCGCCUUUAUACCCGAUGAUUGUGCAACUGACAGUGCUCGCUAAUUCCCUAGCACUUUUCGGCGAAGAGUUGGAAUUCAUGAAAUCUGCCCUGAGCUUCAUCGAGGAUACAUUGAUGACCGCAGAAACUGCGCGACUUUUACCGAGGUGGUUAGCUCAACCUAUAGAACAACUUCUAGCCGGCAUGCUAUCGUCUCAUCGAACAAUUUUUGAUACUUUACUACCAGUCGCGGAGCGUCGAUUGCUCGAAAAACAAUUGGAAAAAAUGGGGCAAACCAUCCUCAAGCAUCACGACUGUAUCCAAUGGAUCAUGGAGACGGCACCAAAGAAGAAUCCAUGGACAGGACAACGAAUUGUUCAUGAGUUAAUGGCGAUUUGGUUUGGAUCUGUCCAUGCACUUUCCACAACCAUAAGUUUUGCCAUCCACGACUUAUGCCUGCACCCAGAAUAUGUGGAUCCAUUACGAGAAGAAAUUGAAGGGCCCGGAUAUGCUCUGGUUGAACAAACGGCCCAGGGCUUGCCUCUUCUUGAUAGCUUUAUCAAAGAAUCAGAUCGUCUAACACCCGUCGAAUCCAGUGGGCCCAAGCUCAUCUUGCUAGAAACAGAUAAAGGGUAA
Molecule: messenger RNA, 654 nt
Organism: Botrytis sinoallii
Lineage: Eukaryota; Fungi; Ascomycota; Leotiomycetes; Helotiales; Sclerotiniaceae
Exons: 5
Coding region: 1-654 (217 amino acids)
Molecular function (GO): oxidoreductase activity, acting on paired donors, with incorporation or reduction of molecular oxygen; iron ion binding; monooxygenase activity
Source: RefSeq, a predicted model, not a curated record